Messenger RNA from Mya arenaria, 477 nucleotides. RefSeq lists its product as uncharacterized. Bases 1 to 477 code for a protein of 158 amino acids. The transcript is spliced from 5 exons. The record is from RefSeq and is a predicted model, not a curated record. Lineage: Eukaryota; Metazoa; Mollusca; Bivalvia; Myida; Myidae.
AUGGCAAAACGUGUGAUGCUUGUGUUAAUGGUUGCAACGGAAGAACAUAUUACGAAGAAGAAUAAAUCAGAGGUCGAAGCAGCUGUUGGUGGGUUGAUUGCUGCGGUUCUGGUUGAUGUCGCCGUUCUUUCCGUUAUCAUCAUUCUCAAACGAAGAAACCAAAUACACUUGCAAAGGACACAACACACCAUCGAAGAAAGUGAUACACCUCAACCAGUUGUGUACGCUUCAGUGCAGGAAAAUAGCAAUAUGUUUGUAAAUAGUCAGCAAAGCGAGUCCGGUGAUGGAAAUCAGACACAACAACUUUGCACUACGUUUACAGAAAAUGGUAACAGCUUAUACGAAGAAAUAGUCAACAAUGCUGCAAACAACGAACGUGGUAUUGCAAAAAACGAUUCAGGACACGGAGUAUAUACAGAAACACAACAAGUUGAAUUGGUAAUGGAAGAGGAAAUUGAAGAUGAUUGUCUUGAAUAG